Messenger RNA from Gracilinanus agilis (Agile Gracile Mouse Opossum), 2742 nucleotides. RefSeq names its product von Hippel-Lindau tumor suppressor (gene VHL). The coding region runs from base 70 to 546 and encodes 158 amino acids. The record is from RefSeq and is a predicted model, not a curated record. Lineage: Eukaryota; Metazoa; Chordata; Mammalia; Didelphimorphia; Didelphidae. The transcript is spliced from 3 exons.
CCCGGGGGCGCAUGAGGCACACUCCCUGUGCUUUCCCUCUUCUCUGGCUCCGCUGCGCGGGACCCGAGGAUGCCGCGGGAGCCGCCCCGGCUUCGCUCCGUGAACAGUCGGGAGCCGUCAUCCGUGAUCUUCUGUAACCGCACUUGCCGCCGGGUGCUCCCCUUCUGGGUCAACUUCGAGGGGCACCCGACGCCCUACCGGAUGCUGCUCCCCGGCACCGGCCGCAGGAUGAGCAGCUACCUCGGCCAUUUUUGGUUAUUCAGAGAUGCAAACACAGGGGAUGGACUUCUUGUUAACCAGACUGAAUUAUUUGUGCCGACUCUAAAUGAAAAUGGGCAGCCUGUUUUUGCCAACAUCACACUCCCAGUUUAUACACUGAAAGAGAGAUGUCUUCAAGUUGUUCGUUGUCUGGUCAAGCCUGAGGACUACAGGAAACUGGACAUCGUGAGGUCAUUGUAUGAUGAUCUUGAAGACCACCCUGAUAUCCAGAAGGACCUCAGGAGGCUUUCACUGGAGUACCUUGAAAAUCAAGUGAAUAAAGAUUAAGAGACUGUUUCUGAGGCUUUGCUGGGGAAGCCCUUGAGUAAUUUUACUUAACCACGGUACUGUUGUUUACGGUCAGGUUCAGAGUAUCUAGUGCUCAAGACGUAAAAUAUUCUAAUGAUAAUGAUUGCUUCAGGAAUUAGAACAUUAACAUUUCAAGUCUGUAACUGAGAUGUUAACUGUAACUGGCUUCAUUGGACUUGGUGAUGUUUAGGAAUUAUGAUCACAAAAUGCAUUUUAAUGAGUGUCCUCUUUGGAAAUAUCAUCUGCCUUCAGUGAUUUGGCUGCUGUUUGGGAGUCCUGGUCCUCUGACUAAUAGGAUGCAAACUUACCUUGAGUUAGGGGUACCCCCAAACCCUGGACCAGUAGCUUCCAACUCUUAACUAUAUGAUCUAUUAUGGUUUAUGAAGUUAGAACUGUGGCCAGCUUUACAGGGGGCUUUGGCUCAGUUUAGGCUGGUUCUUACUCCGUAAGACAGUAUUAUUCAUAGUUAAUCUAUUUGUUUACCUUUGUGGAAAAUAAGAAUUUACCUAGUCAGGUUGUAAUUGACCUGAAUUAUUUUAUGUGAAAAAAUCAAGAGUAAUGUUUAUGGGAGAUGAUAAAGUGAUUCUUGGUGAUUCAGGAUUGUUUAUAGUGCAAGGCUAUUUUGCUGUAGAAAAGCAGAAUGCUAAGCACAAACUAUAGCAUUUCACUUGUGAGAAUACUAGCACCAGACUUAAAAACAAGUUAUUCAGGAGUGUCUGGGAAGCUUUUUGCGGGUGGGGCUUGUAAAAAUUAAGGUGAUUAUUCAUUUUGUCAGGCAGUCACUUGUGGAGGGCAUUUUUUGUAAUUUUUUUAAGUGCUGUUUUUUCAAAAAGGCAGGACAGUACUAUGCCAAGCAUUUCUGAGCUGUGACUGUCUUGAACUCUGUCUUGGUUUCUACAUAGUGAAUAAGGUGCAUUAUUAAUAUUUGUAUUUCAGCCUAGCCUGAAGAAAUGACUACAAAGGCAAGAACUUCAUAGUACUGUAAAUGUUACUGUUUUUGUUGUUCUCUUUUUUAUAUAUCUAAUGACUUAUUCAUUUAUGCCAACAUAUUUCCUAAAGUACAAUUUUUUAAUCAUCCACUGUAAUUUUUCUACCUGAGGAAAUGCUUUUGUAUUUCUAUUUUUAUUCUACUAUGUAUUGUAAAGUACUAUGUACAUAUAUGUAUAUGUAUAGGAAUAUGGUGAGUUCACCUCAAAGCCAGAAGUGGUUUAUUCCUUAUAAACUUAACUUCUUUGUUCUGGCUUCAACUUAACUUCAUUAAUUAUACAUCCUCUAAGGGACAAUCCUUAAAGGUUGAUGUUGGAUUUUUUUCCUUGUUUUCCUUUUUUUGUGGUAAUGAGUUACCAAAUACUGACCUUUAGACUUAGUUCUUGUGCUCUGACCUGACACGGAGUUGGAGGCUAAAUGAAAUAAUGAGUAAUCAUUCCACCACAAUGUCAAGUUUAAAAUUCCACUUUCUUUCCUUUCAUUUUUAAGUGCUAGAGCAAUUUGUCUCUAGCGUUUCCUAACUUUUCUCAUUUCAUGACAUGUCCAAUUGUCUUUUUUUUUCCCCUAUGGCUUGCCAUAUAAGCUCUUGUGUUGGGAGGAUAAAUAACUCCAUAGAUUUUAUAGAGAAUUUUGGAGUGCUGGUGGAAAGACAGAGAUGUUCAUGUUGAAAGAGAGGGAAUUUAGGGGAGUCUGAACCAGAGUUACUGAGUUUAUCCUUAGUUGCCUUUUUCAGAGACAGUAUGGCAUCAUGGGAUCAGGACACAGACAGGCCCUAGACAAGUCCCUUAGAGUGCUCAGUGUCCUGGGUGAGUACAGCAGUGGUAGAGAAGGCCGAAACCUGUCACAUCAUGGAAGUUGUAGGUUCUGUCCCCAAUCGAUCUCCCUCCCUGUUAUUUUCUUAAAGCCUUUCACUGAUGAUAGCCCUUUAUGAUGAAUUUUUUUCUCACUGAAUCAUGCAAUUUGAAUAUUGUUUCCAAUAUAGGCUGUCUUACGGAGCAUUGGCUGUUAGUCAAAGUAUUUUCUUAUUUCUGUGACUAUUACCAGUUUUAAUGAGAUUAUAUUUUUUUUUUGUCUCAGCUAUAAUUUGGCGUUAACAACAACAACAAACAAUUUUUUGCUCAACUACAGUUUGGCAUUAAAUAGUACUAAUAUUUUAAUUUAUGAAGAAUAAAGAGUUAGGUCCAUGCA